CUGCACAUAAUAUUGCACACUCACCCUCCUCUUCUACACAAUUCCACUUACAAUUCACGAACUUAUUCUAAGGUCAGUUUCAGCAGUAAAAUAACUGGGAAGGUUGGAAUUAUGGCUGCAAUGGCAAUGGCAGCAACUGCUAGCUCCAGUACUGUUCUCAGGCCAACUCCAUUUCUUGGCCAACAGGGGAGCCAAGUUAACGCUAAACUCCUUAGAGAUGUUGUGCCUAUGGGAUCUGGGAAUAGACUAUGGUACUUUUUCACUGGCAAUGAAUUGUGGUAUGGAACCGACAGGGUGAAGUGCUUGGGACCCUUUUCAGCUCAGACUCCUUCAUAUUUGACUGGAGAAUUUCCUGGUGAUUAUGGCUAGGACACUGCUGGAUUAUCUGCUGACCCCGAAGCCUUUGCUAAGAACAGGGCUCUUGAGGUGAUCCCUGGUCGAUGGGCUAUGCUUGGAGCACUUGGCUGCAUCACCCCUGAAGUUCUGGAGAAAUGGGUCGGAGUAGACUUCAAAGAACCAGUAUGGUUCAAAGCUGGAGCUCAAAUUUUGUCAGAAGGUGGCCUCGACUACCUGGGUAACCCCAACCUUGUUCAUGCCCAAAGCAUCCUAGCAGUGCUAGGUUUCCAAGUCAUUCUCAUGGGUCUGGUUGAGGGGUUCCGUAUCAAUGGUCUUCCUGGAGUUGGAGAAGGCAAUGACCUCUACCCGGGUGGCCAAUACUUCGACCCUCUCAGCCUUGCCGAUGACCCUGUCACAUUCGCUGAGCUCAAGGGGAAGGAAAUCAAGAACGACCGGCUAGCCAUGUUCUCCAUGUUCAGUUUCUUUGUCCAAGCUAUUGUCACCGGCAAGGGCCCCCUGGAGAACCUCUUGGAUCAUCUUGACAAUCCUGUUGCCAAUAAUUUUUGGGUCUAUGCCACCAAGUUCGUGCCCGGAUCUUAAAUCGAAUUUGAGUCCCUUAAAUCUUGCUUCAUGUGGUUGAGAUAGAAUUGGAAGUUUUAAGACUUAAAAAACUUCAAAUUUGUAUUUGUGUGAUCCAACAAUGGCUAUUGAUUUUCCGGU
This is a messenger RNA of Carya illinoinensis, 1056 nucleotides long. Its product is annotated as chlorophyll a-b binding protein 13, chloroplastic. Lineage: Eukaryota; Viridiplantae; Streptophyta; Magnoliopsida; Fagales; Juglandaceae. Gene Ontology annotation, cellular component: plastoglobule; chloroplast thylakoid membrane; chloroplast envelope. The record is from RefSeq and is a predicted model, not a curated record. Gene Ontology annotation, biological process: photosynthesis, light harvesting in photosystem I; response to light stimulus.